AUGGGGAAGGAAGCUAGUUGUGAAUCAGUGAACAUAGGAUCGACGCAGGUAAUCUCUUACGCAGCGUUUGUGAGAAUCUUUCGGCUGGUGCUCGAAGCCUUCAAGUGCAGGUUCAAACGAGUGAAGGAAGAGCGGAGCACUAUGGGCGUCUGUCUGCCAGGGUCCCCAGCCAUUCGAGUGUUGGUCAACCUCUCCUCCCUACAUGAGGCAGCAAAAGCCAGCCGCUCCGAGACGCACUGCUUCCUGUACCUUUUGAAAGUGCUCCGUCAGCUGAGUAACGACUUCAUCGACUUGACCGCAACUCUUCAAGAAGGGCCUCCACCUCUGGCUCUCCUUCUGGACGUAUCGAGCAUGUCAAGGCUGAGGUACUCAGAUGCUCAGUGCUUUUCCAUAGACUUCGAGGAGGACCUCAAGAAGCCUCCUUCCGCUCUUGUCCUGUGGCAGUUUAGCAAGCACAGCCGCGAGUUGAUGAUGGCUCCUUUGAUUGCAAGCUCGAGGAACGCUUCUGUGACGGAUCUCUGGCUCCGCAAAUCGGUCCUGUCCACGUGGCGGAUACCAGAAGAACCAGCUCUGGCCCUUGCGCUUGUGAAUACGUCCAAAGUCACGAGGCGAAGCUUCACAUACUAUGUUUGCGAGCAGUUUGGUCCAAACGAAAGAGAGGAGUCGAUGAGAAGCUUGGAGGAUAUCGGUUAUGACUUAAGCUGCCUCGUGAACCCCGAGCAUGAGCCCCUUGUUUUGGUAGCCAGGUUUGCAGAUCACCGAGCUCUCUGCAGACUCAUCUUCCCUUCAUUCCUUUCGUUGAUCAGCGAAGCGCUCAGAUGCCUGCCGAUCAACGUCCUGUUCGUUCCAGUCGACCAGAAUCUGAUAAUCGCUACAAACUGCCAGAGCAUACAGGGGUUGUGCACACUCUUCGCUAUUCUGAAAGUCGAAGAAGGAGACUCCGCCCUAGAGUCACCACGGUCCUAUCGGGUUACAACACUGCAAAAUGCACGAGGGCUGGUCGAGGUGGAACCCUACGCUGUCGUUGGGGGCCAAGUCGCUAUCCGCAUUUGGGAGGAGGAUCCGUCUUCCGGCGGAACCGUUCCGGUGGUCAUGAUGCCGAUGCCGACAACGCUAGAGGAAGCGGAAGUCCUCAGCUUUCUGGACGGUUCGCAAAACAUCCCCAUCUUCGACGAGGCAGCGUUCGCGCCGUGGAACGUAUGCUGGACUUGCGGAAAGAUCGAUGAGGAGCUCCAGUCAUGCUCUUCCUGCAAACAAGUUCGCGUCUGCUGGGCUGGAGAGAAAGGCAAUUGCUGCUCGAAACAUAGACGGGAGUGCGAGCUUCGUAGGCAGAUAAUCAAGGAUCCCAACCCCGUGAAACAAAUGUCUUCGAGACAGAAGUCGGAGCUCCUGGAGCUGCUGGCCAACACAGUCAAGGAGAACAUCUACAGCGUCGAUCCGUACAGAAAGAAGUGGCAGUCUGUCAUUGAUCAUGCAGAGGACUAG
Molecule: messenger RNA, 1485 nt
Organism: Klebsormidium nitens
Lineage: Eukaryota; Viridiplantae; Streptophyta; Klebsormidiophyceae; Klebsormidiales; Klebsormidiaceae
Source: the annotation of a GenBank genome assembly